Molecule: messenger RNA, 5570 nt
Organism: Pecten maximus
Lineage: Eukaryota; Metazoa; Mollusca; Bivalvia; Pectinida; Pectinidae
Product: beta-arrestin-1-like
Exons: 13
Coding region: 525-1817 (430 amino acids)
Biological process (GO): signal transduction; G protein-coupled receptor internalization
Cellular component (GO): cytoplasm
Molecular function (GO): G protein-coupled receptor binding
Source: RefSeq, a predicted model, not a curated record
AGGUCACGUGAUCUAUCUGCUAAAUGACAUGGUAUGGAUAGGAAUAAUAUCGCGUGUGCAUAUUUGUGAUAACUGAUAAAAAGAUUUCUAGUGAACUGGAAUCCGCUGAAAAGACCCUCCGCUCAGGAAUCGUUGUAUCUGUGCCGUAGCAAACCUCCAAAGGACGCCAUAGAAGUGAGAGUGGGCUGCCGAGAGCAGACCGAGGCUUUCGUCCGCCAUCAUCAUAAUAUACCAUCACAUCUUCUGCUCUCCAUGUUGUUGUGGGGUACACAACAGGUCGUUCUCUCCGAGAGUGGGAUCCACGACCGAGCGUGCACCUCAUAGCCUCGCUUAGCAUAUCGAGAACCUGAUCUUGUUUACAUUUGGGGUGUGCACGUUAUGCAAAUGAAAACACACGAAAAUGUAUGACAGCCGAGUAAUGCUCGUUUAAUGUUGGUAUAACAUUGACAACAAUCGACUUCCAAUCAAACACCCCAGCACCCGACGGGAUAACCUCGAAGCUCGUGCAAUACGUUUCAUCCUCAAUGGCCAGCUCCGGAGAAACUCCGAACGACUCACAGGACGAGUCAUUCAGACAAAAACAGGGAACAAGGGUGUUUAAGAAGAGUAGCCCAAAUGGAAAGAUAACAGCCUACCUCGGAAAGAGAGAUUUUAUAGACCAUCUGACUCAUAUAGACCCAGUUGAUGGCGUAAUAUUGGUAGACCCGGAGUACCUCAAGGAACGCAAGGUAUUUGCACAUAUUCUUGCCGCAUUCCGUUAUGGUCGGGAAGAUCUUGAUGUGUUAGGUUUGACCUUCCGUAAGGACCUUUUCCUGGCCUCGGUGCAGGUGUACCCCCCGGUAAAGGAACAGCAGAAACCGCUGACCAGACUACAAGAACGCCUCAUCAAAAAGCUGGGACCAAAUGCUUAUCCAUUCUUUUUUGAGCUGCCACCAAAUGCGCCAGCCUCUGUUACUCUACAGCCAGCCCCAGGAGAUACUGGCAAGCCCUGUGGUGUCGACUAUGAGUUGAAGACCUACGUAGCGGAGAAUGCUGAGGAGAAGCCACAUAAGAGGAAUUCGGUUCGUCUAGCCAUACGAAAGCUGACAUACGCUCCAGUGGAGCCCGCCCCACAGCCCAGUGCAGAAGCCACCAAAGAAUUUAUGAUGAGUCCGGGCAAUAUCAAGUUAGAGGCUUCUCUGGACAAAGAAAAAUACUACCACGGUGAAAAUAUCGCUGUCAAUGUUCUGGUGGAUAAUAAUACCAACAAAACUGUGAAAAAAAUCAAGAUUUCAGUACGACAGUUUGCCGAUAUCUGUCUUUUCUCCACUGCGCAGUAUAAAUGCACAGUAGCUGACAUGGAAAGCGAAGAAGGCUUUCCUAUUCAGCCCAGUCAGACCGGCUUCUGUAAAGUUUACCAUUGUACCCCACUUUUAACUAACAACAGAGACAAACGCGGCCUCGCGCUAGACGGUAAACUCAAACACGAGGAUACCAACUUAGCAUCCUCUACCAUAAUGGGAGAUUCUAGUCAAAAAGAAAACUUGGGCAUCGUUGUUUCCUACAAAGUCAAAGUCCGGUUAAUCCUAGGAUUUGGUUCCGGGGACCUGGCUGUGGAGUUACCGUUCACUUUGACACACCCCAAACCUCCCGAGUCCCCUCCUGUUUCUCGCCCAGUCAGCCUCACUCAACAAGAUGGCGGGAAAGACGCACCUGUUGACACUAAUCUCAUCCAAUUGGACACUAAUGGUGUGAGAACUGGUGACGACGAUUUCAUCUUUGAAGAUUUUGCCCGUUUGCGACUGAAGGGCCAUGACGGGGAAGAUACUGAGGCUUAGCAUUAUUUGUGUUCAAUGUUAAUUGUAUCUACAGAGACUGAUAUAUUGACGGAGUUAUCCCCCUUGACUGCUCUUCAUCAUCAAAUACAAGAUCUUUAUGAGGAACUUAAAUCAGGACGGUGAUCAAACUUGUUAAGGUUCUUUUUUCCUAUUGGGUAAAAACUUUUGCAGAUUUAUAAAAAAAAUAUCAUAGUUUUCAAAAUUCAUUUUGUUGCUAUGUUAUGAGUGUAUGAUGCUAUUUUAGUGAUUUUGUCUGUGAAAUAUGUUUAAUGUGAAACGCAUCCUUCGCUAAAGUGGAUUUAGUGUUCAUGAAAAUUGUCAUCUAUGAAAAUAUUGAUAUGUGAUGAAAAAAGAACCUUUACAAUGAAUCUAGAUGUGAUUUUAGACUUCAGGCUUAGAACACCAUAUGAUGUUGUGGGUCUUCUCUCCAUAUGUUUGUGUAUAAAGACAUUUUAUGCAAUGAACAUGUGAUUUUGUUCACUGGGGGAAAACGGAAUUUUAUGGAUUAGUGAAUUUCACAGGUGAAAGUUUUUAAUUGUGAAUGUGGAUCCUCAGCAUGAAAAAGCACCUGAUUGUAGCAGUGCUGUGAAAGCCACAUCAAUGUGGAUCAUAGUUACGCUAUAAAUAAAGAUUUGCUAUAAAAGGGAGAGUUAACGACUUUGAAACUCUUCAUGUAAAAGUUGCAUGUAAAUGUUUGGCUGAAAUCAGCGAUAAAACUCAUGUUUCACAGUUAUCAUCAAAUUUGAGAAGUUCUGAAAUUAUAUUUUGCAGUUUGGCAAUUGAAUUUAUCUUAAACGGACUGUAAUUGUAAAACGUAAUCUCUGUUAAUGUCUGAAUCUCAUUUUAAGUUGAGUUUCAUGAAUGUAGAAUUGCAUCACACAGCUGUUCUGUUCUUCUUGGACUCCUCAGGGAUGCUGAGUUAAAGGCAAAAUUGUUAAAAUCCAAGAGAAAAAAUUGAAAUUGAUCUAAACAAAUGUUAAAAACUUAUAAUCUGUUAGCCUGGUACAAUUACUACUGGUGUUUUACACCACAGUUUAGCUUUUAGUUGGCUCUGAUAAAACUUUGAUAUUAUGAAUAAAUACUCCUUUGUCGUUCAGAAUCAUGUAAGUAAUAAAUUGUAAAGGAAAUGUACUAGUAGUCACAAAAGAAAUUUCUGGAUCAAUACAAUUAAUCAACAAUCCUAUAAAAUUUGUGACACUUGAUUUAACUUUCAAAUUUAAGUCAUUUCUGAAAAGUACAAUUUUUUCUUCACAUUUAAAGAUGUCUUGAACAGUCCAAGUGAUUUAGAAUUAAUAGGAUAACAUUUCAUUACCAGAAUCAAGAAGUUUAAACAAUAAAAACAAAAUAUAACAUGUAAAAUGCAAAAUAAAAUACCCCAAAACAAAUAAAAAAAUGUUUUCAGAGGGUUCCACAUUUCAGAAACGUUAAAACUUAUUACAAAGCCAAAUAAAUUUUCUAAAAUUUGAUCAUAAUUGUGAAACUUAGACAUGUACCGAUGGUUCAGAGAGACAAUAUUUUCAUGGCACAAGGUUUUCAAUACAAUGAUGAAAAUGUUAUUUAUAUAUAUGUAUAAAUAUAUCUAUAUGUAGUGGUGGCCACCAUGCUCCUAAGACAGUAGUUAUUUGUAAACAUCCCUUGAAGCAAACUGUAUUUUUCAGUGUUGUACAAUGCUAAGUGUACUUCUUGUUGUGGGCUGUCAAAUGUUGAUGCGUCCAACACUUUACUUCGGUUGUCUCCCUUGUGUCACUCAGGGCGGCGGGUAUUCCGAUCGGGCUUGGAACAUGGACCAUUCACACAUCGUUCUCAAACUCUCCCAUAAAUAGCUGAUAUCAAGCUGGAGGAGUUUCCGAUAAAUGGACAAAUUUUGUUUGUUGUGUAUCUGUAAGACUGGACUCUUGGAAAAGUUCGAAGUUUUAAUCGUUUAAAUAUUAUGCCUUUGAGGCAUGAUUCAAAUGAAAGACUGGUAUUAACUUCGUAAAUAAAAAAAAAUUGAAAUAAGUUCUUAUUGUGAAUUAUUACAAAUUGCAUUAGACAACAAUCAAUGCAGCAGAAACUUCAGCAUUUUAGUAGGGAAUAGACACCAUUAAAGAUUUUAGACAAAUGCCGAUUCGAUAAAAAAUGUUAUUAUCUGUAAGAUGUUACCUUCAAAAACAGACACAUUCAUGAUUUUUGUUAUUUCCAAGGUGUAUCGGUAAGAAUGUGUUUAGAUUGAGGUCCUCCUUUUAAGACACAUAAGAUAUCUGGUACAGUAUACAAACUGGCUGAAUUCUCGCCAUUUAUCAUGGCAGAUGAACUUUUACAUCAGUAGCUAUGAUGUAAGUGUUUAGCCAAAAUUGUUGUCAAAUUGUGGCUGAUGUUAAGAGGGCUGUUCUGCCCAUAGUUCUUCAUAAAUGUGUUCCCUGAUAUUAGAAAUUGUGGUCAGGUUUAAUUAUAGAUAGGACUUUUAUGUCAAUUAAGGAAAAUGGGUCAAUUAUCUAAAUCUUUCUUAUUGAAAUAAGUUAUCUGUUUUUGCUCAUGUAUUUGAUUGGUGAUAUUUUGUUACUGUAUAAAUGCCAUUGUGUGAUACAAUAUACCUAUACAUUGUAUCUCUGUAACUGAAGGUAGGAAUAGAGGGUCUUAUGUACUCAAUGUUGGAAUUUGUCACAUUUCUAUUACAAACAUUUUUCUUAGAAAAUGCAGAUUGUUCAUCUAGUUUUUGAAUUAAAGAAAAAAAAUCUUUAUUUCAAAUCAGGUUCAUUUUAGAAACUAAAUAUUAUUAAUAUUUAUUUUGUUAAUCUUCACUGAUGAAUUGUACAUGUUCAGCAAUUUAUCAGUCAACUUAUUCCUUUUCUGGUAUGAAAAUUGCCAAUAGUGUUCAAGGGAAUGCCUGUGACAUUUUGGAAUCCAAAUAAUUUACUCAAUGUUGCAUAGAUAAAACAAAUGAAUUAUAAGUAGGCUGUACAGGCCAAUUGGGCCUCUUACUUGUAAAUUUUAAUGAUUGAUGAAAAAAAAACUUUCAACCUUGAAAAAAAAAAAAUUCUAUUUUAAGCUUUUAAAACUUUGAAUAUGUAUUAUCAAUAUAUAGAUGUUUUACCUAUGAAAAAUGGAAUUUAUGGAUAGGAAGCUGGCUCAUUGGUUAACAAACCAAAUGAUUUUAAGUUUUACAUAUACAAUCUUAAUAGCUGUUAACCGAAGUUCUAUGAGUUAUUGUUGAGGUUAGAUUCCCCAAAUUGUUGCAUUUAUUUAGAGAAUUAAAUGAUUAAAGUGGUUGAGGGCAGACCAAUGUGAUAACUUGCAAUAGACCAGUUUUCUGGAUAUUUAACAAUUUAAUAACUGUAUUGCUCUGGAGAUGUUCCGUACUACUUUAAAUGAUGUAGAAGAAUUAAAAAGAGACUUACUAAAAACAAAAAAUGAGAGAGUUAAUUUCAAGAUAUUUUUAGGAGCAAGGGAGAUAACAUUUAUUAGCAAGGGAAGUAACCCUGACCGCAAUGUGUAUCCCGUUCUAUUUUUUCAGUGUAUGUUUGUAUCAUGAAACAUUGGCUUCUGUGUCUCCGAUAUUCACUAUUUAUCCGAUGUCCAUGGAUCAUCAUACGUCCAGUCGGCCUUGUCCUCGUUUGUGAGGUAAACUUGUCACAGUCAGUGUGGAGUUUCCUUCAGAUCUGAGGAAGAUUUUGGUUAGUAACAGGAUGUAUGUCAUUGUUAUCAUGUAGUAUACCUACUGUGUGCAUAUAAUAUAUAUUUAUAAUCUGAAUGUAUUAAAACACCUGAAAAUAU